This is a messenger RNA of Colletotrichum spaethianum, 1239 nucleotides long. RefSeq lists its product as uncharacterized. Bases 1 to 1239 code for a protein of 412 amino acids. The record is from RefSeq and is a predicted model, not a curated record. The transcript has a single exon. Lineage: Eukaryota; Fungi; Ascomycota; Sordariomycetes; Glomerellales; Glomerellaceae.
AUGGCAAACUACUCAUCCCCCUACACCGGAUCGACUCCUGGCGAGGAGUACUACUACCACCAAGAACGAUACCAGUCGGCAACCCCAACACCCUCCCCGCGGGGACCCUCAUCCUACUACUACCCCGGCGCCACUCCCCAGCGGCCGGCCACUCGUGCGCACUUCCGCAACGCCAGCAGCGGCUUCAACGAGUUCAGUCCCCGUCCGCCGACGGCGUCGCCUCGAUACACGAGCGAUGGCUACUAUGCCACGGCAAAUGUGAGUAGUGGUCAUCAUUCGCACAAGCCUUCAUGGGCCACUCCGUCGCAACCAAAGCGCGAGCGCCGAGCUUCUUAUGUUUAUGUACGGGCCUCGACGCCCCACGGAGAAUCCGACGAGGACGAGAUCAUCGAGGUGGAUGGCCGUACCUAUGUGUUGCCGGCCCAGUCGUCGCGCCAGAGGACCAAGAGGCACUCUGUUCAUCAAGAAUCUUAUUAUUAUCAAGACGCCGGGAGAGGAUAUGCCACUGAUUACCACUAUCCCAAACAGAGCGGAUUCACCUACAUUGAGCGCGAGCCCCAGCCCUAUGAGCCUCCCCGCACCUCCCGCCCCUCGGCCAACACCCACGCCCGUCGCUCCUCGGCCUCGGUGCCCCAGCGGCCAUCCACGACCCGUCCCGCCAGCUCCCACACCAAGAAGCCUCCCCCAUCUCGCCAGGCUACCGAGGCGGAUGCCAAGAAGCACAAGAUCCCCGCGGGCUACUCGCUCAAGAACUGGGACCCUACCGAGGAGCCUAUCCUCCUGCUUGGCAGCGUCUUUGACUCUAACUCCCUGGGCAAGUGGAUCUAUGACUGGACCGUCUAUCACCAUGGGCCUGCCACUCCUAUUUCUGACAUGGCAGGCGAGCUCUGGCUCUUGCUGAUCCAGCUGGCCGGCAAGGUCAAGCGCGCCGAGGAGGUUGUUGACCGCGUCCGCAGUGCUGAGAACAGGGAGCUCAUCGAUGACUUCAUUGACUCGGGCGAGCGCCUCACUGACAAGCUCCGCAAGCUCCUCAAGACUUGCGAGUCCCCCAUGCUCAAGGCCGCCAGCAAGAAGGGCAACACGCAGCUCGGCAAGAACGCCGGCGUCGAGUUUGUCGAGACGCUCUUUGGCCGCGAGCGCGAGCUGGACAAGACUGAGCGUUUCAUGCAGGGUGUUCGUCUCUUCAACCUGAGAUUCGACGCCAACUGUGAAGACAUUCUCCGCAACCCUACGCAGUAA